CCCCAAAAGUUCAGUGACCGACUACAAUGGUUAUAAAUGGGUCCCACCUGAACAGCUCCUCGCCAGACGCGCUGCUCAGCCGCCCGCCCUGGGUCACCACCACUUUGGGCUGCUUCCUCAUCUUCACCAUCGUGGUGGACAUCCUGGGGAACCUGCUGGUCAUCUUCUCCGUGUACCGCAACAAGAAGCUCAGGAACGCAGGGAACAUCUUCGUGGUGAGCCUGGCAGUGGCAGACCUGGUGGUGGCCAUCUACCCGUACCCUCUGGUCCUCACCUCCAUCUUCAACAAUGGCUGGAACCUGGGUUACAUGCACUGCCAGAUCAGCGGCUUCCUCAUGGGCCUCAGCGUCAUCGGCUCCAUCUUCAACAUCACCGGCAUCGCCAUCAACCGCUACUGCUACAUCUGCCACAGCCUCAAAUACGACAAACUGUACAGUGACAAAAACUCGGUGUGCUACGUGCUGCUGAUCUGGGCUCUGACUGUGGUGGCCAUCGUGCCCAACCUGUUUGUGGGCUCGCUCCAGUACGACCCGCGGGUUUACUCCUGCACCUUCGAGCAGUCGGCCAGCUCGGCGUACACCAUCGCGGUGGUUUUCUUUCACUUUAUUUUACCCAUCAUGAUUGUCACCUACUGCUACCUGCGCAUCUGGAUCCUGGUCAUCCAGGUGAGGAGACGGGUCAAACCCGAUAACCGGCCCAAGCUGACGCAGCACGACGUCAGAAACUUUGUCACCAUGUUCGUGGUGUUUGUGCUCUUCGCCGUUUGCUGGGCGCCGCUCAACCUCAUCGGCCUGGCCGUGGCGAUCAGGCCGCGGGUCGUGAUUCCCCUCAUCCCCGAGUGGCUGUUCGUGGCCAGCUACUUCAUGGCCUACUUCAACAGCUGCCUUAACGCCAUCGUGUACGGCGUGCUGAACCAGAACUUCCGGCGCGAGUACAAGCGCAUCGUGGUCUCGGUGUGCACGGCUCGCAUCUUCUUCCAGGAAAGCUCCAACGACGCGGGGGAGAGGCUCAAGAGCAAACCGUCACCGCUCAUGACCAACAAUAACCAGGUCAAGGUGGAGUCGGUUUGAGGAGGACUGAGAGGACACCAACACACACAAAUAUAAAAAAAGUGGGAAAAAUACCAAAUAUACAUUUAAAACAGUGUCUACCCUCUGGGCUGUUCACAGACUGUCACGCUGUAUGGUGCUAUAUCUGACCUCAGAGCAAUCACAGUAAAAACAGGGGUGCAUCUUAUCUUUGUCUUUGAUCGAGCACUUUGGUUUGACUCUGCAGUAUCUGUAGUGCCGUAAAAAUAUAUGACGUUGGUUUUGUUUUCAUGUUUACAGUGAUGAUAUAAAUGUAUCAUGCAUUAUAUUAAGUAUUUAUUUUGUAUGAAGUGUCACGUAGGUAUAUGGUGAGAUAUAUAUCAGGUUACGGUUACAUGAAGAAAGGCCACUGUGUUUAAAAAAAAUAUAUAUAUUCUAGUCAACAUUUUGAAAGUAGAAGGAGAAGUUUAUAAAUGAAGUUAGUCGAUUUUAAUAACCUCAUUUGUGACUCUGUAAGACUAAUUAAGUGCAAGCAAUGUGGGUUGCUGCUGUCUUAUUAUAUCCUGCACUACCGUCCCUUUCAUUCGGUGGAUUAUAUAUUUUGGUAAGAAAGAUCUCUCUCUCUCUCUCUCUUGCCAGCUCAUUAUAAUGUAUGCAUGAAUAUCAGGAAUUGUUCAUAUGCAAAAUAAAAAUCUGAUAUUGAUGGGA
This is a messenger RNA of Pleuronectes platessa (European plaice), 1736 nucleotides long. It is a transcript of the gene mtnr1aa, whose product is annotated as melatonin receptor 1A a. Gene Ontology annotation, cellular component: membrane. The transcript has 2 exons. Lineage: Eukaryota; Metazoa; Chordata; Actinopteri; Pleuronectiformes; Pleuronectidae. The coding region runs from base 27 to 1070 and encodes 347 amino acids. Gene Ontology annotation, molecular function: melatonin receptor activity. The record is from RefSeq and is a predicted model, not a curated record. Gene Ontology annotation, biological process: G protein-coupled receptor signaling pathway.